This is a messenger RNA of Prunus armeniaca (apricot), 450 nucleotides long. The record is from the annotation of a GenBank genome assembly. Lineage: Eukaryota; Viridiplantae; Streptophyta; Magnoliopsida; Rosales; Rosaceae.
AUGCAACAACUUGUGCAAAAAAGAAAGGAUGAGCAAUCCGUUGAGAUAUCCAAUGAAGUGGAUAAGUACUUGAUGGAUCCUUUUGAAAGCCCCUUGAGCAAACAAUUCAAUCUCUUGAAUUGGUGGAAAGGGAACCAAACAAGAUAUCCUAUUCUUUCGCAAGUUGCCAAGGAUAUCUUUGCAAUUCCAAGUUCUACGGUUGCUAGUGAAAAUGCUUUUAGCCUAGGCAAGAGGAUUGUGGAUCCUUUUAGAAACUCUUUGCAUCCUAAAAUGGUAGAGACAUUAGUGUGUACUAGUGAUUGGCUUAGAGCGGACGAAUUUUCCUUUUACAAGGAACCAACGGAUGAUGAGGUUGAAUUCUACAAGGAAAUGGAACAUAUGACAACUUAUAGCAUUGGUGCUCAAACAACACAACGGGGUUCCUCAAAUCCACUCACCACCAACACUUGA